GCAAAAGUGAUACUUAAAACACCCAGUUUGAUCUUUUGUCUAGUGUCGUUCAGUGAUGCAAUGGCUGCUACGAUAAAGCAUUUGGCUGCUUGAGACUACCCAGUGAAUUUUCUACCUGGUAGAGAUGAUCACAGAUAAAGAUGACCUAUUUUGCAUGCCAGUUGAUGAUGGAAAAGCUGCCCUUGCUACUGGAGAAGAGAAUAAACCAGCUGAGCAAAGAUCUGGUCCAGAAAGACAGGUUUACAUUAGUCCUGGCAUUACAACCCUUACAGACAAUACUAAGCGAUGUAAGCUGAAUAGUAGCCAGGAACAGGCCAUCCAAGAAAGCCCUGGGAUGUUACAGCAAAAGGCAAGGAAGGCAACUGCUGCCACCGAAGAGAAACCGAGAAAAGGCAUUUUUGGCAUGACAUUUUAUUUAAAAAAGGACAAAUGCCCUCCUCGUGACAAAACGUCUUCAGCUACAAGCACCAGCCACAAAGGGAAAGCUGCUUUGUCUGUCAAAGAAGAUAGUAUACAUUGUACAAAGAGGGCUCUGACAGAGGUAAUGAAAACGUCCAGACCCCAUCAAGAGAAUUACUGCAAGAAUAAAGGAAAACUGACUGCAUCGGUCAUCUCUUCCCCAAUGGAAUCCUCUGUAGACUACGAGGAGGAUAUGUACCGUGAUGCAGAAGAAAUAGAGAGAGAGAAAGUGUUACUUGUGUGUGGGACAGGCUCCUCAGAUUUUCCAGAAAAUAAGCUAAGUGUUGAACCUGAAGUAGACAUCAUGGAUUACUGCCAAGAGGAAUGGAGAGGCAACACUUCCCAUGCCAAACAUAUAAGAAAGGGCUAUGAAGCAGUUUCACGUAAAUUUAUUUCAAUAAGAAGAGUACGAGGAGAUAACUAUUGCGCUGUAAGGGCAACGUUGUUUCAAGCGCUCAGCCAAGCUACUCAGCUUCCUGACUGGCUCCAAAGAGAGGACAUGAUGUUGGUACCAGAAAGGCUGAUGGUCAAAUAUGACUGGAUCACACAGUGGCAACUCAGACAAAAGUGGACCAGCAAAGUGGAAAACUUGAUGGAAGAAAUUAAAGAAUGCUUAAUGCUUCUAAAGAGGAAGUGGAAAAAUAUGAGUGAAAUUAAGAUCCUCUCAGAGAGGCAAGCAGCUUGCGAUGAGCUUUUUAAAAGUGAAGAGGAUGAAUACAGACUCUAUGAAGCUGUGAAAUUUCUUAUGCUAAACAUUGCUAUCAAAUUGUAUGAAGACAAUGAGAAGGAAAAGGAAGUCCCUGUCUUCUCCUGGCUUCUGUUUGCUCGGGAUACAUCCAGAAAUCCUUCCCAGCUAAUGGAAAACCAUUUGAAUCAACUUGGUCACACAGGAGGCCUUGAACAGGUGGAAAUGUUUCUCCUGGCCUAUGCUUUGCAGCAUACCAUUCAGGUUUAUCGACUAUAUAAGUACAGCACAGAUGAAUUCAUCACCCUUUACCCCAAUGAUCCAGAAGAGGCCUGGCCGGUGGUUACUCUUAUAACUGAAGAUGACAGACAUUAUAAUAUCCCUGCUCGAAUGUGUGAAGAGACCAGUUUGUAAAAAAGCAAUAAUUAUGACUUUUCUUCCAGGUGUAUAAAUUGAAUAAUUAUUUGAAUAAACAAUUUAAAACCA
This is a messenger RNA of Elgaria multicarinata webbii, 1630 nucleotides long. It is a transcript of the gene OTULIN, whose product is annotated as OTU deubiquitinase with linear linkage specificity. The record is from RefSeq and is a predicted model, not a curated record. Gene Ontology annotation, biological process: regulation of tumor necrosis factor-mediated signaling pathway; protein linear deubiquitination; negative regulation of inflammatory response. The transcript is spliced from 9 exons. Lineage: Eukaryota; Metazoa; Chordata; Lepidosauria; Squamata; Anguidae. Gene Ontology annotation, molecular function: cysteine-type deubiquitinase activity. Bases 125 to 1558 code for a protein of 477 amino acids. Gene Ontology annotation, cellular component: cytoplasm.